AUGGAAGGGAACAGUCUACCUCUAGCGCAAUAUCUGUUCAAGCGUCUGCGACAGUUGGGCGUGCAUUCUGUCUUUGGAGUGCCCGGCGACUACAACUUGACACUUCUGGACCAUGUGGUACCUUCGGGACUCAAUUGGAUCGGAAACUGCAACGAGCUGAAUGCAGGAUACGCGGCGGAUGGAUAUUCCCGGCUCAAAGGUGUGGGUGCGGUAGUGACUACUUUCGGUGUCGGCGAGCUGUCUGCAAUCAAUGCAAUCGCAGGCGCUUAUGCAGAGAGAGCCCCAGUCGUGCAUAUUGUCGGAACGCCAACACGAGCCUCUCAGGAGUCGCACGCAAGGAUUCACCAUACAUUCAAUGACGGUGACUACCAGCGGUUCGACUCCAUGCAAGAACAUGUCACCGUGGCGCAAGUCAGCCUAAAUGAUCAUCGUACGGCAACCUCCGAGAUGGACUGGGCGUUGCUGCAGUGCGUGCUCCAUAGCCGACCUGUUCGCAUUGCGAUUCCGGUUGACAUGGUGGCCGUCCCUGUUCCAGCAGUCAAGUUGGCUUUGGAAAUCCAGAAACAGAUCCCGCCAUCCAUAAGGCAUCCGCAGGAAGAAGCGGUCCUUUGUACUAUCCUUGAAAGGAUGUACGGUAGCAGGAAGCCAAUGCUUCUGGUUGACGGAGAGGCGCGAGCGUUAAACAUCACUGAUGAGGUUGAUCAAUUUGUCCGAUUAACCGGUUGGCCAACAUUUACUUCUGGGUUUGGCAAGGGAUUGGUUGACGAGACAUUGCCUAAUGUCUAUGGAGUCUGUACGCCCAUCCAUAAGCCAUUUCUUGAUUCUUGUGAUCUGGUUUUGGUUUUCGGCCCACAUUUUAGCAACACGAAUACCUUCAACUUCUUGCUCCAGCCGCGGGACGAGACAUCUAUCGUACUGGGUUCCAGCUCCGUACAAAUCCAGAAGGAUGUCUUUCGGGACCUGCCAGUCAAGAAUCUCAUCCAGCAGCUGAUACAAAGAACCGAUGUGCACAAGGUUCCGGCCCACCACCAUGACCUCCUGCACCCUGCAAUAGGUGUUAGAUCACUUCCCAACGUGACUCCUACCGACCCUGUGACGCAGACCGCGGGAUUCUGGAAGCGGCUAUCCCCAUUUUUUCGCCCCAUGGACAUUAUACUUGCGGAGACGGGAACACCGGCCUAUGGAUCCAACGACUUUAUGCUCCCGCCCCAGACCCAUGUAUUCAAACCGGUCACUUGGCUGUCAAUUGGCUACAUGCUUCCAGCAGCACUAGGAGCGAGCCACGCGCAGAGGGAUUUAGUAGCAUGUGAUCAGUCCUCCGGCCACUCUAACCCGCGAACCAUUUUAUUUAUUGGUGAUGGCAGCUUUCAGAUGACUGUCCAAGAGCUAAGUACGAUCAUCCAUCAAGGGCUUAAUGUGAUUGUUUUCUUGAUCAACAAUGACGGGUACACUAUUGAGCGGUGCAUCCAUGGCCGAAAGCAAGCAUAUAAUGAUAUUGCCCCGUGGCGAUACUUGAAAGCUCCAGAGUUUUUUGGGGCAAACCAGGAGGAAAGCCGGGGACAGCGCAACGCGAAUGGAACGUGGCAGAUACGAACCUGGGCGGAUUUCAAUUCGGUCUUGCAGGAUGAAGAGCUCGCGGACGGCAAAGGGCUACGGAUGGUGGAAGUUUUUAUGGAUAGGCUUGAUGCGCCUGAUGUACUCUUGAGCUUGUUGAACGCGCAGGUUCGAAGGGAGGAUGCCGCCAAGAUGUAGUGGUUUUGUCCUUGUUUCUCUUCUCUGGUCGUUAGGCUUGCGCUUCAUCGGCGAUAGGCGAUUGUCCCAGCAGACUCCUAACCCUUAACGCCGAAAUGCGGGGAUGACUUGUUAAAUCAGCAAAACAAACGCUGCUCAGCUUGGCAGCUUCAUAGCUCAGAG
Molecule: messenger RNA, 1914 nt
Organism: Aspergillus calidoustus
Lineage: Eukaryota; Fungi; Ascomycota; Eurotiomycetes; Eurotiales; Aspergillaceae
Source: the annotation of a GenBank genome assembly